Molecule: messenger RNA, 5702 nt
Organism: Homalodisca vitripennis (glassy-winged sharpshooter)
Lineage: Eukaryota; Metazoa; Arthropoda; Insecta; Hemiptera; Cicadellidae
Exons: 27
Coding region: 160-5643 (1827 amino acids)
Biological process (GO): transmembrane transport
Cellular component (GO): membrane
Molecular function (GO): transmembrane transporter activity
Source: RefSeq, a predicted model, not a curated record
CGAGAGUAGAUAUAAAUCGUCUUUGCGCUGGUAACCCUAGACGGGUCCGGUCCUUAGAAGAUAAAUUACGUUUCGAUGAUGCAAUAUUACGUGUUCUUUCAUAAAUGUGAAUCAUAGCAGUUAUUUUUUGUUGAUACUUGAAGAAGCGGUGCAGAAAACAUGGUUCACUCAAAAUCACCGUUAGGAUUAAAAUCCACGGCUGUGCAGGUGGCCGUAAGCCUGGUGGCUAACUUGGGGACGAUGAUGAACGGAAUGGUGCUAGGAUUUCCUUCUACCUUGGUUCCACCUCUACUUGGUUCCGGUUCCGGUCUACACGUCACUCUAGAUGAGGCUUCCUGGGCAGCCAGCAUUACCUUCCUGAGCGCUCCGAUAGCCUGUCUGCUAGCAGGCCCUAUUGUCGACUGUGUGGGUCGCCGCUGGGGCCUGCAGUUGAUGUACGUGACGUACGCCGCAGGCUGGCUGCUGUUGGCGGUGUUUCCUGGUUCUCUGCUGCUCUUGUAUCUCGGCCGCUUGCUGUCAGGGGCCGGGUUGGGCCUGGCUAGCUGUAUGGCUGCCACGUACACUGCGGAGAUCGCUGACGUCUCACUGCGUACCACCCUUGUCACCCUGUGUCCUGUUAUGAUGGCAGCUGGCGUUUUCAUCGUUUACCUUUGGGCCGCAAUUUAUCAGACUUCCUGGGUCGAGGCUUCAUUUUUCGCACUCGGCAUCUCAGUCUGGUCACUGGUGCUGACGCCGCUGCUGCCGGAGAGCCCGCUGUGGCUGCUGAGCAGAGGUCGUGCUGAAGAAGCGCUGCAGGCUCUGCAGAGACUGCGAGGAGCGUCGAGCCCCGAGCAGGUCAAGGAGGAGCUGGACAGCUUCAGCAGCAGAGCGAAGGACAAGGAGCAGACAACCUCCUGGCUCUCCAUCUUCCACAACCUGCGGCAGCCUCAGGCCUACAAGCCACUCUUAUUUUUGAACAUUUUCUUCCUCUUUACUCAACUCAGUGGAAUCGCUGUAACAAUAAAUUUUGGAGUAAGCUUCGUCCAGAACGCCGGGAUAGAAGGCCAAACAUACAUUAUAGCUCUAGGAUUAGCUCUGAUGCGCAUGCUCUCCACAUUCCUGACGACGUGGGUCUGCACUAUAUACGGCAAGAGAAUCCCCUGUCUCAUCACUGGGGUUAUCUCUACCUUGCUAAUAGCGAUGAUUACACUAUCAGUAACCCCAGUCCUCACGCUCCCUCCUUGGCUCGUAUGCACGUGUGUGUUGCUGUUCGUGCUCACCAACUCCGUCAUCUACUCUGCUAUUCCGUGGUCCAUGAUGGGCGAGAUCUUCCCCACUAAUGUCAGAGGGGUUGCUAGCGGAAUAACAGCAUGCAACAUGUUUGGAUAUUCUUUCAUAGCCGUCAAGCUCUACCCUGGGGCGGUGCUGGCCUAUGGAGUGUUUCCAGCAUUUUUAUUUUUCACGAUAUCAGGGGCGAUUGGCACAUUCUAUCUUUACCUAUUUUUCCCCGAAACGCACGGACUGUCGUUGAUAGAAAUCGAAGAAUCAUUCAGAGGUUCAAAAAAAGUCAAGAAACAAACACAACCAACGCCCCCCAUCCACUUACAGUUCGAACUGCAGUUCUUGACUGCAGUCAGAACUGUGAACGGUGGACUGUGGACUGUUGAAAAAUGUUCACGUCCAGUACGGACUGCAGUCGCGGACCGCAGUCCGUUCGGUGGCGUGGUUGUCGUGGUACCGAAUACAGCCGAGGAGUGGAAACAAAUUGCACAGGAGUACGGGGAAAAAUGGAAUUUCCCCAACUGCCUAGGCAGCAUGGAUGGAAAGCAUAUAGCCAUAACACCACCACCUGGAAAUGACGACGAAGUUGGUGUGUCUAAGCCUGGACCAAGAACCAGCGAUCACAUGGCAUUACAAGUGGCAGCGACCCUGGUGGCAAAUUUGGGAAUACUAAACACCGGAAUGAUGAUCGGAUUCCCAUCUGUCUUGCUACCCCCUCUGCUAAAGGUGGGCCCUGGCCUUCAUAUUUCCUUUGACCAAGCCACCUGGCUCUCUAGCAUCUCCUUCAUCUCAGCGCCAGUUGGCUGUGUGGUGGCAGGCCCGAUGAUCGACCGUGUCGGCCGCCGCAGGGGUCUGGUGCUGCUUAACCUCACGUUCAUCGCAGGGUGGCUGCCUUCAGCCGUCUUCCCGCUAUCCCUCCCCGCCCUCUACGUCGGCCGUAUCUGCUCAGGGAUUGGGGCAGGUGCAGCCCCCAGCGCAUGUUCCAUCUAUACUGCGGAAGUAGCCGCUGAAUCGUGGAGCGAAGUAUCUUGGUUCGGACUUAGCGUAACAUCAAUGUCGCUGGUGCUGACGCUGCUGCUGCCAGAGAGCCCAAUGUGGCUGCUGAACAGAGGUCAUGCUGAGAAAGCGCUGCAGGCUCUGCAGAGACUGCGAGGAGCAUCAGGACCCGAGCAGGUCAAGGAGGAGCUGGACAGCUUCAGCAGCAGAGCGAGCGACAAGCAGCAGAAAACCUCCUGGCUCUCCAACUUUAAACAUCUGCGAAAGCCUCAGGUUUACAAGCCUCUUAUCAUGAUCAACGCGCUGUAUUUAUGUGGCAAUUUCUCAGGAGUUAUGCCGGUCAUGAGUUUUGCGGUUGAUUUUACAAACAGAGCAGGAAUACAAGGGGAGGCUCACUACGUGGCUAUGUGUAUUGCUAUUGUUCGCAUGGUCUCUAUUCUUAUCUUUACUUGGGUGAGCAAUGUGUUUGGAAGUAGGAACCCAGCAGUAUUCUUUGGAGUGAUCAUGACUGCUUCCAUGACUAUGCUGACCGUGAACGUGUCUGGGUUACUGGUGCUGCCCCAGUGGCUCAUUGGAGCGCUUGUUCUGGUUUAUGUGUACGCCGGCUCCACAAGCUUCACCAACAUUAUGUUAUCCAUGCUGGGAGAGGUUUUCCCUACCGAAGUGAGAGGCGUAGUAGCGACCCUGGUAGCAAAUUUGGGAAUGAUACAUACCGGAAUGAUGAUUGGAUUCCCAUCUGUCUUGCUACCCCCUCUGCUGGAAGUGGGACCCGACCUUCAUAUUUCAUUUGCCCAAGCCACCUGGCUCUCUAGCAUCUCCUUCAUCUCAGCGCCAGUUGCCUGUGUGGUGGCAGGCCCGAUGAUCGACCGUGUCGGCCGCCGCUGGGGUCUGGUGCUGCUUAACCUCACGUUCAUCGCAGGGUGGCUGCCAUCAGCCGUCUUCCCGCUAUCCCUCCCCGCCCUCUACAUCGGCCGUAUCUGCUCAGGGAUUGGGGCAGGUGCAGCCUCCAGUACAUGCUCUACCUAUACAGCGGAAGUAGCCGCUGAAUCAUGGAGCGAAGUAUCUUGGUUCGGAUUUGGCUUAACAGCAGCGUCGCUGGUGCUGACGUUGCUGCUGCCGGAGAGUCCGAUGUGGCUGCUGAGCAGAGGACAUGCUGAGGAAGCGCUGCAGGCUCUACAGAGACUGCGAGGAGCAUCAGGACCCGAGCAGGUCAAGGAGGAGCUGGACAGCUUCAGCAGCAGAGCGAGCGACAAGCAGCAGAAAACCUCCUGGCUCUCCAACUUUAAACAUCUGCGAAAGCCUCAGGUUUACAAGCCUCUUAUCAUGAUGAACCUGCUGUAUUUAUGUGGAAAUUUUACAGGAGUUAUGCUGGUCACGAGUUUUGCGGUUGAUUUUACAGAGAGAGCAGGAAUAAAAGCGGAGGCUUACUACGUGGCUAUGUGUAUUGCCAUUGUUCGCAUGGUCUCCAUUCUUAUCUUUACUUGGGUGAGCAAUGUGUUUGGAAAUAGGAACCCAGCGAUAUUCUUCGCAGUAAUCAUGACUGCUUCCAUGACAAUGCUGGCUGUGAACGUGUCUGGGUUAUUGGUACUGCCCCAGUGGCUCAUUGGAGCGCUUGUUCUGGUUUAUGUGUACGCCGGUUCCACAAGCUUCUCCAACAUUAUGGUGUCCAUGCUGGGAGAAGUUUUCCCAACCGAAAUGAGAGGCUUUGCAAGUGGCAUCACAACAGGCCUGGGAUUCAUGCUCUCUUUUGUUUCCACAAAACUCUAUCCCAUCUUUGUGACGGAGUUCGAAGCAUACUUCGUGUUUUUGUUCUUUGCAAUAUUUGGAGCUGUGGGAACUCUUUAUAUAUACUUUUUUCUUCCCGAGACUCACGGAAAGACUUUGUUAGAAAUCGAAGACUACUUUAAAGUUUCAAAAUUGGCUUAUGAAUUAAUAAAACACUCACUACGUCGCGCUCCCUACACUCUGCAUGAUAUAAGGAGACAAGGGUGUGCCCGUAUGCUAAACGAGAACUGCUCGAUAACCAUUCAGGUGGCAGCGACCCUGGUGGCAAAUUUGGGAAUGCUAAACACCGGAAUGAUGAUCGGAUUCCCAUCUGUCUUGCUACCCCCUCUGCUGAAAGUGGGCCCUGACCUUCAUAUUUCAUUUGACCAAGCCACCUGGCUUUCUAGCAUCUCCUUCAUCUCAGCGCCAGUUGCCUGUGUGAUGGCAGGCCCGAUGAUCGACCGUGUCGGCCGCCGCUGGGGUCUGGUGCUGCUUAACCUCACGUUCAUCGCAGGGUGGCUGCCUUCAGCCGUCUUCCCGCUAUCCCUCCCUGCCCUCUACAUCGGCCGUAUCUGCUCAGGGAUUGGGGCAGGUGCAGCCUCCAGUACAUGCUCUACCUAUACUGCGGAAGUAGCCGCUGUAUAUCUACGAACAGCGCUAGUCUUGAUCACACCGUUGAUGUUAUCAGUUGGCACCGUCGUCACCUACCUCUGGGCCAUGCUAUACCAGGAAUCAUGGAGCGAAGUAUCUUGGUUCGGAUUUGGCUUAACAGCAGCGUCGCUGGUGCUGACGCUGCUGCUGCCGGAGAGCCCGAUGUGGCUGCUGAGCAGAGGCCGUGCUGAGGAAGCGCUGCAGGCUCUGCAGAGACUACGAGGAGCAUCAGGACCCGAUCAGAUCCAGGAGGAGCUGGACAGCUUCAGGAGCAGAGCGAAGGACAAGCAGCAGACAACAUCCUGGCUCCCCAUCUUCAAACAUCUGCGGAAGCCUCAGGCCUACAAGCCUCUUAUUAUGAUGAACCUGCUGUUUUUAUGUGCCAGUCUGACUGGAAUUGUGCUGGUCAUGAGUUUUGCGGUUGAUUUUACAGAGAGGGCGGGAAUAAAAGCGGAGGCUUACUACGUGGCUAUGUGUAUUGGCAUUGUUCGCAUUGUCUCCAUUCUUAUCUUUACUUGGGUGAGGAAUGAGUUUGGAAACAGGAACCCAGCGAUAUUCUUCGGAGUGCUCAUGACUGCUUCCAUUACCAUGCUGACUGUGAACGUGUCUGGGUUACUGGUGCUGCCCCAGUGGCUCAUUGGAGCGCUUGUUCUGGUUUAUGUGUACGCCGGCUCCACAAGCUUCUCCAACAUUAUGUUAGCCAUGCUGGGAGAAGUUUUCCCAACCGAAAUCAGAGGCUUUGCAAGUGGCAUCACAACAGGCCUUGGAUUCACGACCUCUUUUGUUUCCACGAAACUCUACCCCAUCUUUGUGACGGAGUUCGAAGCAUACUUCGUGUUUUUGUUCUUUACAAUAUUUGGAGCUGUGGGAACUCUUUAUAUAUACUUGUUUCUUCCUGAGACUCACGGAAAGACAUUGUUAGAAAUCGAGGACUACUUUAAAGGAGAACAAAUAACUGAUACAAAACUCUGAAGUAAAGCAAAAACCCAGUAAUUAAAGAAAAAGGGCAAUAAAGACGUUAUUAUAUUUAA